Aphanomyces astaci is the source of this 219-nucleotide messenger RNA. RefSeq lists its product as hypothetical. NCBI's taxonomy places the organism in Eukaryota, Oomycota, Saprolegniomycetes, Saprolegniales, Verrucalvaceae. The record is from RefSeq and is a predicted model, not a curated record. The transcript has a single exon. Bases 1 to 219 code for a protein of 72 amino acids.
AUGGAGGAAGCCCAGCGCGUCGCACAGUACGACAUGUCUAACGCCGUGCAGUUCAAGUUCAGCACCGUCAUGGCUGCCACGUGUGACGAAGCUGCUUGCCCUGUGUGGGGUAUGAAGGUCGGGCUUCUUAAGUCGAAGAUGCUAUCCGUCAUGCGCGAAGGACAUGACCUUGACCGGGACAAGGUGGCGAUGCCGUCGUGCUGGCUGCGGUUCCAUUGA